Molecule: messenger RNA, 921 nt
Organism: Drosophila yakuba
Lineage: Eukaryota; Metazoa; Arthropoda; Insecta; Diptera; Drosophilidae
Product: cell wall protein DAN4
Exons: 1
Coding region: 48-665 (205 amino acids)
Source: RefSeq, a predicted model, not a curated record
UGAUCUCCAUUUAGUUGUCUAGUCGAGGGAAACCAAAUCUGACGAGAAUGCGCGCUUCCACACUGUUUUUCGGCCUCCUACUGGUAGCCAGCUGCUCCUCGAUUCUGGCCAGGCCACAGGAGAGCACUACUCCGAGCACCACCACCUCAACCAGCACCACCACGACUCCGAAGCCGGAGGAGUCGUCUACAACCACUACGACAUCGACUACGACGACCACGACAACGACAACGACAACGGAAAAGCCAAAAUCAGAGUCCACAACUGCCAGUACUACCACCACAAGUACCACCCCCAGCACCACCCCAAGCACCACUUCAAGCACCACCCCAAGCACCACCCCAAGCACCACCCCAAGCACCACCCCCAGCACCACUACAACCACUACCACGACCACCACCCCGAAACCCGAUGAUGAUGAGGCUGCCAAGCUGCUGGAACAAUGUGCCGAGCUGAGCCGCCGGAAGAAGCGAGGUGGAUCUUCCUCGUCCGAAGAGGACGACAGUGGCGAGAAGAAGUCGGCGAAGAAAGAGCGCAAGCAGUUAAAGAAGCUGUGCAAGCAGUUGAAGAAGCAAGAGGAGCGCAAGCAGGAGAAGGCCCAGAAAUCGGCGUUAUCCGAACUGGCUGAAGCCCUGAAAAACUACAACCAAAAACAGAAGAACUAAUGUGGUGCCAGUAAAUAUUUUUUUUAGCAUUUUUUUUCUUUGUUUUUAGUGUUUAUCAAAAAGUAUGCCAAUAAAAUGGAUCUUUUAAAAUAAGCACAAGUAUUUACUUACUUGUCUACCAUCAAAACUUCUAUAAUAUAAUUUUCGUUAUCAAAGGUGAUAUUGGCCGAAACUUCUGAAGUAUUAUCUAGUUUCAAUAUCUUAUGUUUUGUAGUAGCCUAAUAAACCCAUAUGUUGUAUAAAACAUGGAAAAAUA